Messenger RNA from Amoebophrya sp. A25, 5963 nucleotides. Lineage: Eukaryota; Dinophyceae; Syndiniales; Amoebophryaceae. The record is from the annotation of a GenBank genome assembly.
AUGCCGCGGCCUAACACGUGCAAGAGGGUCCGUUCCUGCACUCGUCAGACGGGUGUGGUCGCUUUGUGUAUUAAGGCUUCAUCCGGGCAUCCAUCUCCUUCUCCAGAAGCGAGCAUCUUGGGAGAUGGAUUCCAGGAAGGUCUAAGUGUAGCAGUGGAACUACUACUUCGCUGGUUGGGCCAUGUGUGAUGGUGGGUGGCACGCGGCGCAAGAAGUCCACCAACCUGCGUAGAUCAGCCUCUUUAUGCCAGACUUCGUGGUGUGGCGAAGCGCUAUGAUGAACAAUGGUUUUUUUAAAUGAUGUUUUGUUCUCACAUUUGAGACAGUUGGUGGAGUCGGACUUGGAAAAAGAAAAACAAAAAAGUUACUUAAGCUGAUCAAACCUCGAACUCCAAGGACUUAUGCUGAAUAUCUCUCAUCGCCUCCUGGAAAUUAUGUUGUUAACCCCUCGUGGCAGCACUUACCGCUAAUAGCGAAAAAGGAGACCAGUCCUGCCACACCGGUAAAGCCAGUGGAGGUGCCGAGCAGUGUCAAUUCGGUAAAGACAGUGAAGGCGCCGAGCAGCGCCAAAGCGGCAGAGAAGCACACGAAGGCGGAUACAACCAGAACAAAACAACCAAAGGAGGACCCGGUAAAUUUUCAAAAAUCAAAGGAGGACCGGAAAUGAUUCUUAUUCACUAGUUGGUAUGCUGUCCUCUUAUUCUUUGUGAUAAGUGUUGUCUCCUCUUCUUUAGGUUGUUGUUGUAUUAAUGCUGUUGUCCAUGUUUGUUCCUCUUCGUUUCGACAACUUGACUUCACGCAAUAAAGCAGACAAAUAAUUUGUCUACUUUCGGAUUAUCCUCGUCUUUUUCCUCUUACUUUUCCUCUUGCCUAUUUUUCACUUUCAAGAACACUACGAUAACGACGGACACAGGCAGCGGAGAGCAACGGGGAUGCCUUACCGAAAAAGGAUGAAGCUCUAGAAAAGCUAUCCGUGGACAUGAAGAACAAGGCUCGCGAAAUGCAAAGCGAUGUGCCGGAUCUUGAGGCAAUUAAGCGGCAAACGAAGAAUAGCCGCAACUUUAUUAUGAAGACAGCUACAACAACAGGAAAUCCAUCUUCCCCAGCAUCUAUUUGGUCUUCCAAUUUUUCAACAGGGAAUAAACAGGGAGAACGAGCACUAAGACGGGCCUGAAGAUAAAACCUCUCGGAGCUCUUCUAAUAUUGCCUGGAUUAUCGAAUGCGGAAGGGCAAGUUUCGAGAAAGAUACAGCUAUACUCAAAGACCUCUCGAGCACAACGUCCAAUCGCAACGAGCUGGCCUCUGCGCGCAAAGACGCGAUCGAAAAGAUGAAGGAGCUCGGGGACGACUACAAAGACCAGCUCGAGCAUGUGAACGAGCAGGCGACCAGCGCGGGGAAGGCGAUCGAGGAGUUCGAUAAUCUAUACCUACAAGUAGUAGAGUUACGGCGCUGUAGGCCUUGUUAUAGUGUUGCCCCUUUGGUUGUACCUUUGUAAAUGGAGGACUGUGAAGAAGUAUUUACUAUAGAUUUGAAGCCUGGCCCAGAAGGUCCUCGUAUGAUAAUGCUCAUGUUGUCUUUAAGGCUUAUCAGAUAAUAUUAGAAAUGAGGCCAAAACGCAAGUCAACUCUAAGAGAAAAGAAGUUCGAUAAUCUUGCAUACCUAAAAGUAGUAUAUGCACCUAAAUAAAACAACCGGUUAGUUUUACCUCUGGCGUGUAGCCCCUCCAAGAAUAUAGGCAAAGUUACGGCGGCUUGUGGUGUUGCUUUGGUUGUGCCUUUCGCUUUAAAUCGACGUCGUUCAACGUAGUAGGACUCGUCACUUUCCUUCACGCUUCACUAAAGAUAAGUACUCGCUUGCCUCCUCCAGCUGCCACGAUUCCGAACUCGCUGGCACCAUGGCUAAUCGACUCCUCUCGUCGCGAGGUGUUAUAUAUGUUCCAGGGCUCAGGGCGGGGGGCUCCCCCUCCGAUCUAACUUUUUGAGGGGGGGCCUCCCCGCCCCGGCCCCUCUUUUCGAGAGGCUGCCGGGCGGGAAGGCCUCAAAGCGCUCACUUCUGACCCCUUCCCGCUUCUUGCAUGUACCCCACAGACCUGGCAAAGGCUGGGCCCUCUUGUCGUGUUGCGUGUGCCCGACAGAGCUGGCAGAGGAGGCAAGGCGGGGCCCACCCCCUUGGCGUAGGGUUGGGCACAUGCAACACGCCAAAGGGGUCCAGCCUUGCCACCUUUGCCAGGUCUGUCGGGUACAUGCAGCACGCCAAGGGGGUGGGCCCCGCCUUGCCUCGUCUGCCAGCUCUGUCGGGUACACGCGACACGACAAGAGGGCCCAGCCUUUGCCACCUUUGCCAGGUCUGUAGGGUACAUGCAAGGAGCGGGAAGGGGUCAGAAGUGGGCGCUUUGAGGCCUUUCCGCCUGGCAGCCCCUCGACAGACCUGGCCAAGAAGGUGGCAAGGCUGGACCCCUCUGGCGUGGUCCACCCCUGAUCCAUCCACAGGGGGGGGCCUCCCUCCCUGGUACAUAUAUACAUAGAUCCUCGCAACCAACUGGAUUUUCAUCCUUAUCCCUUCACUGCGUCGAUGUUAUUAGGUGUAAGCGAGCUCUCUAUAACACAAACACUGAUAAGUGAGAAGUUGUUCCGUAUUGUAGUAGAAUGAUUUAUAGAACGGAUUUAGGAUGGACUUGGAUGGAUUCGAUGGACCCCCCGAAGCCUUCCGACCCUCCUUGAAAUGCUGGGAAGUCCUUCCGAUCCAUCCGGUCCUGGAUCUGGCACCCCUAUAGAUUAUUCUACUAUAACUAUAGAGGUCGGCCCUUGCCUAGGUGGUCGUAUGAUAUACCCAUGAAGAGGCGGAUGCGUCCGAUCUUGUCCUAUAAUAAAAAUCACGCAAAAGCGUAAGCUUUGGCCACUGGCUUUUGCUAGCUCCAGAGUCUAGGAAUGCGCCGGAUUUGAAUGGCAGCGACUGUUCUCACUCGUCGCCAUGAUCGUGAUCCGUGCCGUUUUCUGUCUUGGUCUUUCACUGGUUCCGCGUAAGAUCGUUGCUUGAGCGCAAUGACUUCCAGAAAAAUGGCGACGCCUACUCUGUUCAAAAUUUUAGCUGUUUCUUUGCGGAGCCAUCAUUCACACCGCGAAGGCCUUGAUGAUAUGGAGCAGCUGACGACGCGGAAGCGAUGCGCAAUAGCUGCGCCCUGGCCUUGCGUUCAUGGCAUCCCAUGACAUUGGGCCCACGUUGCUGCCAUAAUUUUAGGGCCUUACACAGUCAGCGACCCCUCGGCGCUUCUGUUCUGGUCCUCUUUCUGUCUCAUUGCGUCAAUAUCAACCCCACUCGCCCACAAGAGCUUCGCAGUGCGUUCGGGUGUGUUCGGGUGUCUAUUCUGAAAGGUAGCGUUGGCGCUUUUCUAUUCUAAUGAAGAGCAGAGAAGAGAGAGUAGACCAUGUGCUAUACAUGGCGGUUGUGGACCUCGAGCACCUCGGCAGGUACAAGUCGAAUUUGGGCGGUCCUGUUGGGGAGCACUUUUUUAAUCUGAACGGAGAGGAAUUCCAGCCGCCGAUCGGCGCCAUUAGGGGCGCCAAGGGACUAUUAGAGUCCAGAGGGGACUUCGCGAAGGCGCUGAAGUCGGCUAUAGAAGCUUUGGGUGAUCCUGUCGAUCCCAAAAGUUAAGUCUUUCUACCACACUAAUAAAUAUGUACUAUACGAAUACGUAUAAUAGACGUCCAGACGAUUUUCCCCAUCUUCCAUCUCUACCCUUCUCUGUAUUGUCUUCUAGCACUCGUCUCAGUCCUGUAAUAAGGAUUCUUUUCAUCUCGUGCAAAAUAAGACUCUUGACUAUCUAAGGAUCAAAAGCUUAUUAUAAAGAGAGCCGCAUCGGCUUCAGCCUCUCUUUAUUAUAGGGAGAGCCGCAUGAAUAACAAUAACUAUAAUAGAUACUGCCGCAUCCUCGGCUUGACCUCAGAAGGUUAAUGUCACUGGCGUCUUGUCUAAUCACUGUUCAAGCUUCCAUAACUUAUCCUCUAACGCUGCGACACAGGCCGCAUCACGGCGCUGGAGAAGUGGGCCGCAACUUCUGUGCAGCACGAUGAGAAAGCGAAUAAGCUAGACAAGCUAGUGAAGGAGAUCACAGCGGAUUUUGACUUAAGGCUAGUUUUUCACUAUGGUCCCAUGUGAUGUGUGGACUAUGCUGAGGGGAGUCCCUGACCUAACAAGGCUGGUUUGAUUUCACUAUCGUCCCAUGUGUGUGGACUCUGGAUGCUGAGUCGACGUUGAGUCCUCCUCGAUUUAAAGUGGAGUCCCCCUCCUCCUGCAUUUCAAACUGUAUGCCAUGAAUGGCUUAACUACUACUACUACGUACUCCUGAUACUGAUAGUACUACUAAAAUAGCGGAGGAAUGCGGCAGCUUACUCAAGUAGCCUCCAUAGUGAAAAAUUGUAGCGCUAACUGACGCUGCCGAUACGAAAAUGGAAGAAGCAAACAAAUCUCUCUUCGACAAGUUCACUCGCGUUGCUUAUGAGGUGCAAUCAGUGAAAGACGCCCGUUAUGCUGUCUGGAAAGGUAAUAAUAUAGUGCAGAUAUCUGAUAUCACACUUCACUUUAGAUACUGACUGAACAUCUCCUGCAAACAACUCUACUUUGGAGAAAUCUCAACACAGCUGCUGCUACUGUGCUGUCCUUUGGCAUUGUCAUUCUGUGACUUCCAAAAACAACAGGAACUGCAUUUUGAUUUCCUUUUUUUCCUAGCUGUUCCUUUCCAUCCUUAUGCUUAUUCUUCUUUCUCCACUGCUUCACUUUCUCACUUAUAAACACUCACAGAGAUGAACGCCGCAAAAAAGAAGGAGCUGGUCGACGCAUUUCCGGAGGUUUUAAAGAAGGCUGACACGGUUAUGGCGGAAGUCGAGGCAGAAAAGCCGGGUGAUGAUGCACACGACGUCGAAGCCUUCAUGCGCAGAACGUGUACAGCGAUGAAGAAAUAUUAUGACGAGGAUCUGAAAAAACCGCUGGACAGUCCAGCAGAUGAACCUAAGUUGUAUAAGAACUAGGUCAGGCAAAGGAGUUUCGUGUUCAUCAUCAUUAUCACAUAUACUCAAUAUCAAGAUGUGUAUCUAUUAGUAAUUGAUGUGGCCUCAAUAUCAGAAGAUUUAGUUGACUAAUCGCUUACACGAAAGAAACGGAAAAAUCGAAGUACUACUUGAGCGCAUAAAAGAACAAAAUGAAACAAUCGUGAGCACAUUAGUGAUAGUUCUUGCACUGUAAAACGUUUCUCAUCAAGCGCCGCCGACAAGAUUAAUAUCUGUGAAGAAUUAUGGAUCAGCAGUAAAUCGUAUCUGCAUCAAUCAUGAAAAAUCUAGGUCGAAUUAUGAUCAAUUUGUAGCAUGUGCAUGUCGUAUCUCUAGUACAACCAGUAAUCCUAUCCGCAUUAUUCCGACAAACUGUCAGAGAAUGAAGGUAAAAAUUGAAAUAAUCAACAAGAAUACCAUAUUACCAUAUUUUAGCUGCUUUCAUAUUCAGUACGGAAGGAUAAAGAAAAGAUAGAACAGAUCUCAACAAACACAAGAGACGCAUAAGUAGAAAAAUACCAAUCAUGAACUUACCUUAAAAGAUGUAAUGAUGUGCCAAGCCUUGGAGAAAUGUUCCUUCCACAUGUUAUUGCCGUAUUUAUUUAGAUGUUCCUUCCACAUGUGCCACGUCUAAUCCGUAUAAAACUUCCUUCAGGCUCACUAUUUAGAUGGCUGACCUCCUAGAGAGUUACUUACUCGGUUAUUUUAGUUUCUCGAGUAUGCAACUGUUGUAACAAAAGCAGAUUUAUGCAAUUCUCCUAAGUGAAUAUACAUCGCUACGGCUGGAGCAAGAGUCAUACAACUGUACACGAACUGACUCAUUUCUGCUAGAUGACUGCUGCUGCAUGUUGAGACAGAUGUAUAUCUAAACAUCAACCCGCGUGUCCAAAUGAUCACCUUGAUAUGCCAAAAUCCCUCCG